GAGAAAUUAUAAAAAUCAAAUAAGAAUAUGAACCAUAAAUAAACAAGUGCAUAUAUAUAUUUUUAACAAAAACAAAUAUUAUUAUUAAGAAAAACUAUAGUUCCAGCAGAUCUCUAAAAUGUUCUACUCAAAAUAAAGUGGUAAUUCAAUCAAAUAUUAAACUUUGUUGAUAUUUUAAAUCAAAAAUAUAAGAUCAACAAUACCACACUAUGUAAUAGCAACACAUAACAUUUGUUAUCAUUAACUUAUUUUCCCUUUUGCUUAAUUUCAGUCCUCUUCAUUCUGAGUAAACUCCGGCAUCUUCAGUCAAAUGGUUCCUCCAAAGUACAAGCUGCGAACUUCCACCAUUGAAUAUGUUGUGGGCCAUAGACUCAGUCAACGUGUCCACACAUAAAUGGCUGCUUGGGAGAACUUCCCGAAGAACCAAUCAGAAGAAAGACGACCGUAGUAAAUUUGCGCCUCCAUCAACGGUAUGAUUGUCACAUGCUUCCACAUGUACACCGCCCCGCACCUGAUCCCGAGCGCCACUUCAUCAAUCCAUUUCCCAAACAGAAAUAAUAAAUACAAAUUAUAAUUAUUUAUUUUUCUUUAUUAAGUAAGCAAAAAAAAGAAAGAAGAAGAAGAAGAGCAGAAGUCCCCCCCCUAACAUGCACGAGAUGAAAGCGUAAAUAGAAUUUGAAGACUCUCGCAUCGCACUUAAGGAUCUUGAAACCCUAAUCUUUUACAUCGUGUACUCGAUUGCUUGUUAAUCAAGCAAGGAAUCUCCGCGAGAUCUGUGUGGGAUGCGCUGUGCUUCGUCUUAGUGGAAACGAGGAGAUAAUAUAUGAAGAGAAGUUUCGCACAUUGAUGAAUCAAAUCCGUCGCUGGCGGAGGAUUUUGAUCCUCUCUCUGCUACUGCUAUCCGUCGUUACUCCGAUUGUCUUCCUCUCGAAUCGGAUCAAGAGCAUCACUUCCGUCGAUAGAGGAGAGUUCAUUGAAGAAGUGUCUGACAUUAGGUAUAAGACGAAUGAUGAUCUUAGACUCACCGCCUUUGAACAGGAUGGAGAAGGCUUCAAGGAGCCUAAACGAAUUCUGAAGGAUGAUGAGUUGAAUCCUGUGGUUAGGUCUAGUGUUUCUAAUAAAAGUCAUGAUGGUUCGCAGUCUAGUGAGCGAGACAAAACACUUGGUCUCUCAGAAAUUAGUGGGGGAAACAGUAACAAAACAAAGGAGGAGCAGUCAUUAGUUUCACAGCAAACCAAUAGCUCUGAUACAGCGGAGAAAAUUUCAGCAAAAGAUAUUCAAGCUAGUCCUAAAACCAAGUUCCAGCGCCCUUUGGCUAAGAGUGAAAAGAAUUCAAGGGCUCAGCUUGGACGAGCAACAGAUGAUAGGAUAAAGGAGAUCAGAGACAAAAUCAUCCAAGCUAAAGCCUAUCUGAAUUUGGCCCUGCCUGGGAAUAACUCCCAAAUAGUGAAGGAGUUGAGAGUUCGAACAAAAGAGCUGGAACGGGCUGUCGGUGAUGCCACCAAAGACAAACAUUUGUCAAAGAGCUCUCCUCAAAGAUUGAAAGCCAUGGAACUUGCAUUAUACAAAGUCAGUCGGGUCUUUCACAACUGCCCUGCCAUUGCUACCAAACUCCAUGCCAUGACUUAUAAAUCCGAAGAACAAGCUCGGGCGCAGAAGAAGCAAGCAGCACAUUUAAUGCACCUUGCAGCAAGGACUACCCCAAAAGGACUUCACUGCCUCUCAAUGCGUUUGACAACAGAAUACUUUACCCUGGAUCAUGAAAGAGCAAAGCCUUUUCAGCAAAGUUAUAUCAAUCCUGAUCUCUACCAUUACGUUGUCUUCUCUGACAAUGUUUUGGCCUGUGCGGUUGUUGUUAACUCUACAAUUUCCUCGUCAAAGGACCCGGGAAAGAUAGUAUUCCAUGUGGUGACGGAUUCACUCAAUUACCCAUCAAUCUCAAUGUGGUUUAUUUUAAACCCAGUUAGCAGAGCAACAAUCCAAAUCCUAAACAUUGAUGAUAUGAAUGUCCUGCCUCUAGACCAUGCUCAAUUGCUGAUGAAGCAAAACUCAAGUGAUCCGCGAGUCAUUUCAGCGCUCAACCAUGCACGCUUCUAUCUCCCGGAUAUUUUUCCAGGUCUGAACAAGAUCAUAUUAUUUGACCAUGAUGUAGCAGUUCAGAGAGAUCUAAGUAGCCUGUGGAGCCUCAAAAUGAAUGGGAAAGUUAUUGGAGCUGUAGAGACUUGUCACGAAGGUGAACCUUCAUAUAUUGCUAUGGACACACUCAUAAACUUCUCAGAUGCAUGGGUUGCCGAGAAAUUUGACUCUAAGGCUUGCACUUGGGCGUUUGGGAUGAAUCUGUUUGAUCUCAAAGAAUGGAGAAGACAGAAUCUGACAUCUGUGUACCUGAACUACUUCAACCAGGGAGUAAAAAGACAUCUCUGGAAAGCGGGGAGCUUGCCACUAGGUUGGUUGACAUUCUUUGGGCAAGCGAUACCAUUGGAGAAGAGAUGGAAUGUGGUUGGGUUAGGACACGAAUCAGGAGUCAAAGCAGGAGACAUCGAAGAAGCAGCGGUUAUACACUACGACGGGAUCAUGAAGCCAUGGCUGGACAUCAGGAUAGACAAAUACAAGCGGUACUGGAACAUACAUGUAGCUUACCAUCACCCAUACUUGCAACGGUGCAACAUUCACGAUUGAUUUUUCUAAACAGAGUUUCCCACAAAACUUAGGAUUCGAUUCAAUUCAUUUCUUUGUUGAUGUUAUAAUUAGCUUCAUUCUUUUUACAAUAUCUCAUGUAAAUUUUGGUACUUUUUGAUACAAUACAACACAAUUAUUUUUUGAGAGCUUAAUGACAAGAUUUGGUUAAUAGCAGCG
Molecule: messenger RNA, 2856 nt
Organism: Brassica rapa (field mustard)
Lineage: Eukaryota; Viridiplantae; Streptophyta; Magnoliopsida; Brassicales; Brassicaceae
Product: probable galacturonosyltransferase 5
Molecular function (GO): polygalacturonate 4-alpha-galacturonosyltransferase activity
Source: RefSeq, a predicted model, not a curated record